CCGCCGCUGUUAUUUAUUUCUCAUUUCACUUGGCCAAAUAGAAAGAAGAGCAGCCCUCCCGCCCCGCCCGCCUGCCCGCCAUGUGUGGAAUUCUCGCCGUCUUCGGUUGCAUUGACAACUCCCAAGCUAAACGCUCCCGUAUCAUCGAGUUAUCUCGAAGGUUGCGUCAUAGAGGUCCAGAUUGGAGUGGUUUGCAUUGUCAUGGAGAUUGUUACCUUGCUCAUCAGCGGUUGGCUAUUGUAGACCCUACUUCAGGGGAUCAGCCUCUUUACAAUGAAGACAAGACUGUUGUUGUCACAGUGAAUGGUGAGAUAUAUAACCACAAACAAUUGAGAGCACAGCUGAAGAACCAUACGUUCCGAACUGGAAGUGACUGUGAAGUGAUUGCCCAUCUUUAUGAAGAAUACGGAGAAAAUUUUGUGACCAUGUUGGAUGGCAUGUUCUCUUUUGUCCUCCUUGACACUCGUGACAAAAGCUUCAUUGCUGCUCGGGAUGCUAUUGGAAUUACCCCACUUUAUAUGGGCUGGGGUCUUGACGGAUCAAUAUGGUUUGCUUCUGAAAUGAAAGCUUUAAGUGAUGAUUGUGAGCGAUUCAUGACUUUCCUGCCAGGGCAUAUUUAUUCAAGCAAAGAAGGAGCGCUUAGAAGGUGGUACAACCCACCUUGGUAUUCAGAGCAAAUACCUUCAACUCCAUAUGAUCCCCUGCUUUUACGUAGGGCCUUUGAGCAGGCUGUGUUAAAGAGACUUAUGACAGAUGUACCUUUUGGCGUGCUUCUAUCUGGAGGAUUGGACUCGUCACUUGUUGCUGCUGUGGCUUCUCGCUAUUUGGUUGAAUCGGAAGCUGCUUGUCAGUGGGGGUCCCAGUUGCACACAUUUUGUAUUGGUUUGAAGGGUUCUCCAGAUCUAAAAGCUGCCAGAGAGGUAGCAGAUUAUCUUAAAACUCGUCACCAUGAGUUUCACUUUACCGUUCAGGAAGGAAUAGAUGCUCUUGAGGAAGUCAUUUACCAUAUAGAAACAUAUGAUGUGACUACUGUUAGAGCGAGCACUCCAAUGUUUCUUAUGUCUCGAAAAAUUAAAUCUUUAGGAGUGAAAAUGGUUUUGUCUGGUGAAGGUUCAGAUGAAAUCUUUGGAGGUUAUCUGUAUUUCCACAAGGCACCCAACAAAGAGGAAUUUCACGAAGAAACAUGUCGAAAGAUUAAAGCUCUUCAUCUUUAUGAUUGCUUGAGAGCAAAUAAAUCAACCUCUGCGUGGGGUGUUGAAGCCCGUGUACCCUUCUUAGAUAAAGAGUUCAUCAAUCUUGCAAUGAGUAUAGAUCCAGAAUGGAAAAUGAUCAGGCCUGAUCUUGGAAGGAUAGAGAAGUGGGUCUUACGCAAUGCAUUUGAUGAUGAAGAGAACCCAUACUUGCCAAAGCACAUAUUAUACAGGCAGAAGGAACAAUUCAGUGACGGAGUCGGGUACGGUUGGAUUGAUGGCCUAAGGGAUCAUGCAAACAAACAUGUUACUGAUGCAAUGUUGAUGAAUGCAAGCUUUGUAUACCCUGAAAACACUCCUACCACAAAAGAGGCAUACUAUUAUAGAACUAUCUUCGAGAAAUUCUUCCCAAAGAAUGCUGCAAGAUCAACUGUUCCUGGAGGUCCAAGUGUAGCUUGCAGUACGGCAAAGGCAGUGGAAUGGGAUGCAGCCUGGUCUAAAAAUCCUGACCCAUCUGGUCGUGCUGCCCUUGGCGUGCAUGCAGCUGCAUAUGAGGAAGCAGCAGAUGGUAAGCUGAUGAAUGGCAAUUGAUUGAAGACAUUCAAAAAAUUGAUAGAGGACCUGGUACCCUCUUUUAUAUGUGGCACAAUAACAGGGCUAGGGUUAAUCACUGACAAUGAAGAUAUUGCUAUCAAGUCAUGCGGUGGUGAACUCUGCAAAUUAAUGUCAUCAUCAAAGCUGUCGAAGAGGUGGUUGUUAUGUAUAAUAUCUAAUGUCCAAUCUUUAUUUCGAGUAGUACACUUUCCCAUCUUUCUAUAGGGUUCCUUUCGUGGAUUUUUUUAAAAAUAAUUUUCACAUUUCAGUGUGUUAAUUUCUUAGAUGUAUGAAGUUGAAUCAUCAGUUGUUUGAUGCUGGUGGAAUAAUAUAAGGGUGAAAUAUUGUUGA
Messenger RNA from Mangifera indica (mango), 2135 nucleotides. RefSeq names its product asparagine synthetase [glutamine-hydrolyzing] 3. The transcript has 15 exons. NCBI's taxonomy places the organism in Eukaryota, Viridiplantae, Streptophyta, Magnoliopsida, Sapindales, Anacardiaceae. Gene Ontology annotation, molecular function: asparagine synthase (glutamine-hydrolyzing) activity. The record is from RefSeq and is a predicted model, not a curated record. Gene Ontology annotation, cellular component: cytosol. The coding region runs from base 81 to 1781 and encodes 566 amino acids.